Pangasianodon hypophthalmus (striped catfish) is the source of this 2572-nucleotide messenger RNA. RefSeq names its product isocitrate dehydrogenase (NAD(+)) 3 non-catalytic subunit beta (gene idh3b). Gene Ontology annotation, cellular component: mitochondrion. Bases 16 to 1359 code for a protein of 447 amino acids. The transcript is spliced from 11 exons. Gene Ontology annotation, molecular function: NAD binding; magnesium ion binding; oxidoreductase activity, acting on the CH-OH group of donors, NAD or NADP as acceptor. Lineage: Eukaryota; Metazoa; Chordata; Actinopteri; Siluriformes; Pangasiidae. The record is from RefSeq and is a predicted model, not a curated record. Gene Ontology annotation, biological process: isocitrate metabolic process; tricarboxylic acid cycle.
AUUUAGUUUACAUUAAUGGCUUUUUAUUCCAUGUGGGGGCGGCAGAGACCUCUACAUGCCUUUGUUCGAGGAACCGAAGAAGAAGACACAAGCGUGCUAGCAUUGGUCAGUGCUCUGUUUGUGGGCGUGGCUAUUCUCGAAAACGGGUACACGCUUCUGUAUGAUUGCCACACGGCAUCCACCCGUUUUUACUUCAUGAUGGCCGCCGCCUUGAGGAGAAACCUUGUAUCAUUGGCCAAGGGCCUGACUGGUGUUGCCAUAAAGCCGCUGUGUGUGCGCUCAUUGAGCCUCUCAACCAAUCAGAAUGCUUCAGACACUCCACCAGCGCGGGCCGACAGCACCUUCAAGGUCACGAUGGUGCCGGGAGAUGGAGUCGGACCUGAACUCAUGAUGGCUGUCAAAGAAGUGUUCAAGGGUGCUGAUGUACCUGUGGAGUUUGAGGAAUUCCACCUGAGUGAGGUGCAGAACAUGGCAAGUGAGGAGAAGCUAGACCAGGUGCUGACCUCCAUGAAGAACAACAAAGUGGCCAUCAAAGGCAAGAUCCACACACCGAUGGAGUACAAAGGAGAGCUGGCUUCCUAUGAGAUGAGACUAAGGAGGAAGCUGGACCUGUUUGCUAACGUGGUUCACGUGAACAGCCUGCCAGGUUACAGCACACGCCACAACAACCUGGACCUGGUGAUCAUCCGCGAGCAGACUGAGGGCGAAUACAGCUCGCUGGAGCAUGAGAGUGUGACCGGAGUGGUGGAGUGUCUGAAGAUCAUCACCAGAGAGAAGUCACGCCGCAUUGCCAAGUUUGCCUUUGACUACGCCACCAAAAAGGGCCGGAGCAAAGUUACAGCCGUGCACAAGGCCAACAUCAUGAAGUUGGGUGACGGGCUCUUCCUGCAGAGCUGUGCUGAAGUGGCUGAGCUGUAUCCCAAGAUCAAAUACGAGAACAUUAUCAUUGACAACUGCUGCAUGCAGCUGGUCCAGAACCCGUACCAGUUUGACGUCCUGGUGAUGCCUAACCUCUACGGCAACAUCAUCGAUAACCUGGCGGCAGGUUUGGUGGGCGGAGCUGGCGUGGUGCCAGGAGAGAGCUACAGUGCUGAAUAUGCUGUGUUUGAGACGGGGGCAAGGCACCCGUUUGCUCAGGCUGUUGGGAGGAACAUUGCUAAUCCUACUGCUAUGCUUCUCAGUGCUGCUAACAUGCUGCGACAUCUCAAUCUGGAAUAUCAUUCUAACAUGGUGUCUGAAGCUGUUAAAAAGGUUAUAAAACAGGGCAAGGUGCGGACGCGAGACCUUGGCGGUUACAGCACUACGGGUGAUUUUGUCCGUGCCGUCGUGGCCAACCUUCGUCACCGGCCUGUGUGCUAAGGACCCUAGCCGCUCCCAGUAGACCACUUCCCCAUGCUUUUCACCCUUCUGCCCUUACCGUUUCCAUCGCUUGCUGCUACUGUCGGUGUUUGAGAGCAGACUUUGCCCAUAUUACUGGCAGUUUUUCCUUGUUUUUUUCUGCUGCAAUGUUUUUCUGCUGUUGUGUUUUUUUUUCUUAUUAAUUUGCCUCUUUUUUUUUUUUUUUUUUUUUGUCAAUUUAAAACCUGUGCCAUAACAACCCAAUGUUCCCUACCAAAUCCAAAGCAUUGAAGAUGGGUCACUAGUCCUGUUUAUUCACACUAGAAAGUCUCAUUUACACUAUUUCAUUUGACACGAGAUGUCUUAACCUGACUGCUCAGUGUUGGUUGGGUAACAGGGGCAGUAUUUCUUUCCUCAUCUUAUACAUUUCAUCCUAAGUGAUGAGAUACUGUCAUGUUUAUAUCACUGUACUACUCACUUGAUCAAUGGCUGCUAGUGUUUAGCAUUCCUUAAACUUUCAUGAGCUUGUUUCUGUGUGUGUGAACAAACUGUAGGUCACCUGAAUAGGUUAAAAGUUCCAUGGAGUUCAUUCAGCAUUUUAAAAUGGAUUUCUCAGCUCCAUUGCCAUCAUCUGCAGCAACCAAAAACUCCUGCCAACCCCACAGUGCAGCAAACACGUAUGCGACGAAACAAACAUUUUUUUAUGUAGACUGAUUUUCAACAGUAUUGGAAAGGAUUAAGAAGCUAUUCCCAACCUUGCAUCAUUUCAUUUCAUUUUUUUUUUUAUAUAACAUUGUGAACUAGGUGGGGAGAAAAGUGUUUCAUAUAACCACAAAAAUCACUAUUUAUGAUUGAACUGCUUGUUUUUCGAAUAAAUACUCCUGUAAAAAAGUGUUGACACCCGGGACAAAAUAAAGACUAUUCUAUAAAAUUACAUGGUCAUGUGGCCGUUUUAUAGAGAAUCAUCUUCUCAGCUGAUUCCUGUUGGGGCUUUGUGUAUCAGUUGUUUAGGGAAAUGGGUUUGGGAAGCUAUGAAGUAUAAAAUUUCAAAUCACCACCCUGCACAUUUCAUAUGCCUACACUCCAAGGCCAAGCCCAAAAUGGAAAUAUUAAGCUUUUAUUGGUCUUAACAACAAACCAUUGGUCAGGAAAUUAGCAAGAAUGAAACAAACGCACUCCUGAGAGCUCCUGUGCCACCAUUUGCUCAUUUACUUUUGCUGCAAUGAACUGAUUG